Danaus plexippus (monarch butterfly) is the source of this 490-nucleotide messenger RNA. RefSeq names its product glycine-rich protein-like. Lineage: Eukaryota; Metazoa; Arthropoda; Insecta; Lepidoptera; Nymphalidae. The transcript has 2 exons. The coding region runs from base 134 to 415 and encodes 93 amino acids. The record is from RefSeq and is a predicted model, not a curated record.
UCCAUCAAACAAAUUAGCUGCCGUAUUUUCCCUAAUUAUAUUUUUAUUUGUUAAACUAUUAAGCGGUGAUUAAUAUUUAAACAAUUUCUUGCAAACUCUUCGUCAGUCCAACGUUAGACACGAAGCCUGCAUCAUGAAAACUAUUGUACUCUUUGUCUUCCUCUUCAUGGCAUGUAUCAAUGCCAAACCGUAUUUGGGCUACAGCUUAGGUAAUAGUGUUGGUCUGGGCUAUGGAAGCGGUUUGGGUUACGGUAGCGGAUUAGGCUAUGGCAGCGGAAUGGGCUAUGGCAGAGGUUUAGGCUAUGGCAGCGGAAUGGGCUACGGUAGCGGGCUAGGCUACGGUAGCGGGCUAGGCUACGGCAUCGGGUCCGGAAUGGGAUAUGGCGAUGGAUUCUUUUCAGAUAUGUGGAUAUAAUAACCGUUUGUAUGUUACGGAAUUAUAAUUUACCAAUGUUCAUAAUUUUAAUUAAUAAAAUAAUGUUUAAUUACA